This is a messenger RNA of Panicum virgatum (switchgrass), 1627 nucleotides long. RefSeq names its product exopolygalacturonase-like. Gene Ontology annotation, biological process: carbohydrate metabolic process. The record is from RefSeq and is a predicted model, not a curated record. The transcript has a single exon. Lineage: Eukaryota; Viridiplantae; Streptophyta; Magnoliopsida; Poales; Poaceae. Gene Ontology annotation, molecular function: polygalacturonase activity. The coding region runs from base 10 to 1254 and encodes 414 amino acids.
UGCGACAAAAUGGCCUUCCCCAACAACACCAUGCUGAGAACUCUCUUCCUCCUUGUGCUUGUCUGCGCUGCGCAUGCUGGCGGGAAGGCGAAGGAGAGCUCCUCUGCUCCGGCUGGAGGUGGUGGUGGAUCCUGUGACGGCGGGACAUGCGACAUCACCAAGAUGGGCGCGACCGCCGGCGGCAAGACGGACUGCACCAAGGCUGUACAGGAGGCAUGGACGUCGGCGUGUGGCGGCACCGGAAAGCAGAAGAUCAUGAUCCCCAAGGGCGACUUCCUGGUCGGGCCGCUCAACUUCACGGGCCCGUGCAAGGGUGACGUGACCAUCCAGCUGGACGGCAACCUGCUGGCGUCCACGGACUUGAGCCAGUACAAGGGCAACUGGAUCGAGAUCCUGCGCGUGGACAAUCUGGUGAUCACCGGCAAGGGCACGCUCGACGGGCAAGGCCCCGCUGUGUGGAGCAAGAACUCAUGCGCCAAGAAGUACGACUGCAAGAUCCUACCCAACUCGUUGGUUCUGGACUUCGUGAACAACGGCGAGGUGUCCGGCAUCACGCUGCUCAACUCCAAGUUCUUCCACAUGAACGUGUUCCAGUGCAAGGACAUGGUGAUCAAGGACGUGACGGUCACGGCGCCAGGGGACAGCCCCAACACGGAUGGCAUCCACAUGGGUGACUCGUCCGGGGUCACAAUCAGCAACACGGUUAUCGGUGUUGGCGACGACUGCAUCUCCAUCGGCCCAGGUAGCACCAAGGUCAACAUCACCGGCGUCACCUGCGGCCCGGGACACGGCAUCAGCAUCGGCAGCCUUGGGCGGUACAAGGACGAGAAGGACGUGACCGACAUCAACGUGAAGGACUGCACUUUCAAGAAGUCGACCAACGGCCUCCGGAUCAAGGCGUACGAAGACGCCAAGUCGGUGCUCACAGCCUCCAAGAUCCACUAUGAGAACAUCAAGAUGGAGGACGCGGCGAACCCCAUAAUCAUCGACAUGAAGUACUGCCCCAACAAGAUUUGCACCGCCAGCGGCGGCUCCAAGGUCACCGUCAAGGAUGUCUCCUUUAAGAACAUCACCGGCACGUCCUCCACCCCCGAGGCCGUCAGCUUGCUCUGCACCGACAAAAUCCCAUGUAGCGGAGUCACCAUGGACAAUGUCAAGGUCGAGUACAGCGGCAAAAACAACAAGACCAUGGCCGUCUGCAACAAUGCCAAGGGCUCCUCCACAGGCUGCCUCAAGGAGCUCGCCUGCCUCUGAGGGAUCCAGGCCAUUUCGUACCCUAAUCCAUUGCCAUCCAAUGAUAUGAUGGUAACUACUAUCACACAUACAACUCACUACUUCCAGCUGCUCGUAUACACGAGAUCGAGCCAUUUAAAUCUAGACUGGAUGGACACUUUUCUGCUUUCUUGGUUUCUCUUAUGAGCUAGUUUGUAGGCAUAGAAUAACAGCAUCUGCGAUCCUAACAACGCAUGUAAAGCAUUAAGAUUAUUUAUAUUCCAUGUAUGUACUGGAGUCGGAGUCAUGGUGAUUUUUUUUAUGUUCCCUAUUUUUAAGCAAUUAAACAUAGCACUAUGUACAACCAAUGCUUGCAUCCUGUGAAAGAAAGGAUGAAUCUAUUGCGACUAUAUUG